Molecule: messenger RNA, 15427 nt
Organism: Paramuricea clavata
Lineage: Eukaryota; Metazoa; Cnidaria; Anthozoa; Malacalcyonacea; Plexauridae
Source: the annotation of a GenBank genome assembly
AUGUGUUAUAGUACUAGUGCAAAACCCGCAAAUACAGGCAGUAUUUCGGGCGGAAAUUUGAGAAAAACCCGAAUUUAAUUAUCCAAAAUGAAAUAAAAACUCGAUAAAAUUGUAUCAAUAUGAUUUAGUAAAAAAUAACGGCAAUUAAAAAUAGUAUAACGUUUUAGUUUUUAAUAACUUUAAAAAAGGUACAACCUGGAAAAAUAUAUCUUGGGAAAAUCUGACCGUAGCAUAUGCUACGGUUGCAACGGUCUGAAUCCGCCCCUGAAUUCCAACUCCUGGCUAAAACAGCCAUAUUUUUUGAGAUCUGCAUGCGAAGUUUGCUCAAUCAUAUAUGUACCCAUGACAAGACUUUAAACAUAGCCUUAAAUGUAAAAUGGUCAUAAUUUUUUCUUCUCUUUUAAGUACCUAAAAGUGGACCUAAUAUCACACAGAUUAAUGCAACCAGCUCAACUUCAAUCGCCGUUACAUGGGGAGAGGUACCUGCAGAGGAUACCAAUGGAAAUAUAACUCACUACUUUCUUUGUUAUAAAGUUCAAGCAACUUCAAAUAAUAAUUGUUCGAAUAUGAAACGAGUUGACGGUGUUAAUAACAGGAGCACUGUAUUAAAUAACUUGAACGAGUUUACCACCUACGUUGUCGCUAUUAAAGCUGCUACGUCAAAGGGAGCUGGACCACCUGGGCUAACGAAAAUCGCAAGAACAUCCGAAGAUGGUCAGUACUAACUGAGUGUAUCAUUUACAAUUCGUGCGGGGUACAUGUGUCGUUUGCUAAAUUAUCACAAACACAUGCAUAUGCAGCAAUCCUUCGUAUAUAUUUUCCAAACAUUGGUAUAACACGAAGUAUUGGUAGUUGCCCAUCAAUGAACGUAUAUAGGCUCGUUUUGUGGUAUGAUGUCACGAUGUUUUCAAUUUAAUAAUAUUUUUUUUGUAAAAAUGGCAAAUAUAGUCGAAAGGUUAUUACUUUUAACUAUAUACAAAAAUCAAUUUCGGAAAUAUGUUCUUUAGGUAUGUCAUUUUGUAGUUUUUAUGUUUUGAUUGAAGGUAAAAAUUAAGCAGAGAAGCUUCGUGUAAGUAGUACAACUCGUGCAGUAAAGUGCUUUUGGUGACAAAUUCUUUUGAGUUAUCUUAAUAAAAUAAAAUAAGCUCAAAUUGUUGUUUGAUUUGAGUAAUUACUUACGUUUUUUCUUAAACUAAACGGAGUAAUUUUACAGCUACAUUGAAAAGGAAAGCAGCGCAUCUUUUACGCGAAAGGUGAAAGAAACAAAAUUCGCAAACAUUUAGAUUCAAAGCAUGCAUGACUUGUCUUAUACUUCUUAUAAUUCUCGAUUGCAAUUAUUAUCUCAGUUCUUCUUAUAUACUUCUCGAAAAGAAAAUUGCUUGAAAGGUCCAUGUGUGAAACGAUUUUCAUCGAUUGAAAAUUGAAAUAUGUUUAUCCCCCUCCUGGCUAAAACAGCCAUAUUUUUUGAGAUCUGGGAUAUUUGCCCAAUCAUAUACCCAUGACAAUUAGACUUUAAACAUAGCCUUCAAUGUAAAAUGGUCAUAAUUUUUCUCUUCUCUUUUAAGUACCUAAAAGUGGACCUAAUAUCACACAGAUUAAUGCAACCAGCUCAACUUCAAUCGCCGUUACAUGGGGCGAGGUACCUGCAGAGGAUACCAAUGGAAAUAUAACUCACUACUUUGUAUGUUAUCAAGUUCAAACAACUUCAAAUAAUAAUUGUUCGAAUAUAAAACGAGUUGACGGUGUUAAUAACAGGAGCAUUGUAUUAAAUAAUUUGAACGAGUUUACCACCUACGUUGUCGCUAUUAAAGCUGCUACGUCAAAGGGAGCUGGACCACCUGGGCUGACGAAAAGCGCAAGAACAUCCGAAGAUGGUAAGUACUUACUGAGUGUAUGAUUUACAUAAAGUCAAUUCGUGCGGGGUACAUGUGUCGUUUGCUAAAUUAUCACAAACACAUGCAUUUGCAACAAUCAUUCGUAUAUAUUUUCCAAACAUUGGCAUAACACGAAGUAUUGGUAGUUGCCCAGCGUUGAACGUAUAGGCUCGUUUUGUGGUAUGAUGUCACGAUGUUUUCAAUUUACUAAAAAAUAUGUUUUUUUGUAAAAAUGGCAAAUAUAGUCGAAAGGUUAUUACUUUUAACUAUAUACAAUAAUCAAUUUCGGAAAUAUGUUCUUUAGGUAUGUCAUUUUGUAGUUUUUGUGUUUUGAUUGAAGGUAAAAUUUAAGGUGGUUGUACCCCUUUAAACCAUUUUUUUUUAUUUUUAAAGAUAAUAAAGUGAAAAUAUCAUUUUCUGAAAGGGUUAGGUCAAGUAAAAUGAACUAUGGAAAAAAAAAUUACCAAAGUCACUAAUUACACUAAUUAUCCAAUAUGGCGGCUCUUAAUUAGGCCAUAAUUGCCUAGCGUCGCAAACUUCAUAUCUCAUUAACCAAUUACCCAAAUUUAAUGAGUGAUAUAUUUUUUAAAAGCUUAGGACCUCAUCUAUUAUGUGACACUCUUCAUUUUUUUCCAGAAUUCAUUAAUAAAAAAUUUUAGAGCCAAAAAUGGAAUUUUGCAUUAUUGGUACUUUUAAUUGAAAUAUUUAUGAUGUAAUUUGUUAAUAAUUCAUCAAUAAUGGACAAUGUUGCAAUUUGAAGAGUGUCACACAAUGAACAAUGGUACAGACUAUAGAUGUGCAAAGUAUCAAGCUUCUAUAAUAAAAACCUAGAAAAUUACAUGGUUCCAAGUAUUGCUGACACACGUCAAAUUGCCAAAAAGAGAAAAUCCACUUUAAAAGUUUCAUUUACAGUUAAUGUACCUUAUAAAGCUUCAGAAGCCCCCUACUUCAUACAUAACACCUACUUUCUCUUCAGCCUCAUCUAUAUACUUUUUUCUCAGAUGCCCUAUUGUGUUUUUCAUCUACUUUUAAUUGUUUCUCUGCUUUCUUUUGGUGAGAAUGUAAUUUGUGAUUCAUCAUAUACGAUUGGCAUGUCCAGCAUGGUUGAUCUUACAGUGGCAACUAGCUUUCCACUCUUGAUAUUUUGGGUUGUUUUCUUUCUUUUGCCAUUUCUGACAUUUAUCUGACAGUAUUUCAUGUUCAUUAAGGCAUUUCUUGGUAUCUAAUGAUGGCGGAAACAACACCAUUGUGCGACACAUGGUCUUGUCUUUGCCAAGUUCCAUCAAGGGAAAUUCCACAUUCGCCUUUGUCAUUUCCACAAGUCUCUUUAACAAUUAUGGUAUUGUUUAGCAUGCUGUCAUUUGCCAACUGUUUCACAACAGGCAGCAGCUUGUUUAGCAUUUUUGUAAUGUUCCAGUUGGAUUAUGGUGAUUCCGUGAUGGCAUGUUCAUGACUUUGGCAUACUUUGGUGAAUGUUACCAUAGUAUUAUGGCCUCGACCAAUUUCUCUGAAUGCCAGGAGGCUGGAGGCCAAGGACAUUAACUUCAUAUGAUGGCCCCUUGGUUUUGUGAAGUAUGGAAGCAGCAUUUCCAUUCACACUCCAUGUUAUAACAUUGCAUGACAAUGUAAUGCGAGAAGCUAUUCUUCUUUUUCAAGUCAACAUGGGAAGUCAUGUUGUUCCCACACUCAAGGCAAUGAUUUCAGGACUUGAUUAAAAACGCCAAACAGAACUAACAAGUCCAUAAAUAUAGUACCUGCUUUAACAUAGUCAGUAUGACCAGGAUUGUAGCCAAACUUUACACUUACAUCGUCUAUUUUCAUCUUAGAUGGCUUAGGGUUUUGAUCAACAUGGUUCGCCGCCAUCUUGAAUUUCGUGGCCUUCUUUGACGGUGAAUUUCUUGCCUUUUUUCUCUUUCUAUUUCGAUUAUUUCCAAUAUUUUUAUCGAUAAUCACAAACAAAAUAACAGAACGAUACUAAUAUUCAACAAAGAACAGUAAUUUUCGUCUAAAUAAUCAGAAAUAACUAAGAUUUUCGACGCUAUGUUUACAGCCAGAGCUUUGCGAAUGACCGCGAAGUUGCUAUGAAAAAAGGGGUUGCCAUCAGUGCUCUCACAAUCAAAUUUUCGAAUUCCUUAGAAAAAGCUCGAAAAUUCCUCAGAUUUCCUUAAAAUUCCUUAAAUUGGUAAAAUUACCAGAAGGCCUGAUCACACAGUUGCAAAAAGUGUUUUUUUCCUCCUUUUUUCUGUUUUUCAGGUUUUAUAACCUUGUUUCUAAGCACUAAAAAUUGAAAACAUUUGAUUGUUAGCGUAAUGCCAUAAAGAAAACAUUCAACAUGAUGUAUUUUUGACCGUUGCUGCAUGAAGAGCUUAAAAAAUCUGUAGAUUUCAGAAGAAACAGCAUAUACUGACAUUUAACUUUUGAGAAUUUUAAUGAAAAGACCAGUGGCGGACACUUUACACAAAAUUUUUUUGGGGGGGGGCUCGUGCCGAAGGCACGGAAAAAUUUUAAAAUUUGAAUCCCGGAAAUGGCAUUUGCAGCGUUCUGAGAACACAUUUUGUAAAAGACUAGGGUUUCAAAACACUGUUUUAAGUUUUGUUAUAAAUCACAUGCCAUGAUGCUAAGCCAUGUACAGAAACAUAUACUAUUAUAUUAUGAUGACAAUUACGUUAUAUGAGUGUGAUUUGUGUUAUUUGGUACUGGAACAUAAGAACAUUUAUGACAUAGAGAACAUACGAAUAUUUAACAAUUAUUCGCCGAAGGCGAGGUGAUUAUCGGUGAAUAAAAACCGAGACGAAGUCGAGGUUUUUAUUCACGAUAAUCACCGAGCCUGAGGUGAAUAAUUGUUUUAGUAUAAUUUCAUAGGUGAUUAUUUGGAAAAAAAUAAGAAAAUACACAUUUCUUUGUCAUUUAAUUGACAAAAAGGCUUCGGCCGCCAUUUUGAAAAUCGCUUAGGUGAUUAUCGCGUAAUAAUCACCUCAACGGCAACCAAUCAGCGUGGAGAAUUUUCAAUAAUCACCUAUGUAAUUACACUAAAUGUAAUUAUGUGCGUAUAAUGUUGCUACUUUCAAGUUUAAAUCUCAUUUGCGUGGCGUGGUUAUCCUCCGUCCAACGUUUUUAGUCCAGGAUAAAAUGUUUCGGAAAUUCCUUAAAAAAAUCCUCAAAAACCUAAAUUCCUUAAAAAAAUCCCUAAAACUCUUCAAAAUUCCUAUUUUUAAGGAUAAUUCCUUAAAAGUGAGAGCACUGGUUGCCAUGUACAUGCAAAAUGAACCAAUCAAAUUGCAGCUAACAAAAAGGACCUUAAAAAGCAUACAUCAAAAGUAGAAACCACAAAAGACUCGGUUUUUUUAAUAAUUCAUGUGAAUUUUGGAUAAAAACUCGUUGCUAAGGUGUUGCUAGGGAGAAAAUUAUGGAUCAUGACCACUUUAAAAGCAUUUUUCGCAUUUAAUAAAUAAAAAUUUCAUAAAAAUAACUAUAAAUUCUGAAAGUACAAUACUUAAAAUAUAUAAAACACACUAAACCAAAAUUUUGAAGAAAUUUUGUAAAAUGACUUAAUAAAGGGAUACAAUUAAGCAGAGAAGCUUCGUGUAAGUAGUACAACUCGUGCAGUAAAGUGCUUUUGGCAACAAAUUGUUUUGAAUUAUCUUAAUAAUAUAAAAUAAGCUCAAAUUGUGGUUUGAUUUGAGUGAUUACUUAUGUUUUUUCUUAAACUAAACGGAGUAAUUUUACAGCUACAUUGAAAUUAAGGAAAGCAGCGCAUAUUUUACCGGAAAGGUGAAAGAAACAAAAUUCGCAAACAUUUAGAUUCAAAGCAUGACUUGUCUUAUGAUUCUCGAUUGCAAUUAUUAUCUCAAAUCUUCUAAUAUACUUUUUGGAAAAGAAAAUUGCUUGAAAGCUGCGUGUGUGAAACUGUUUUCAUCGCUUGAUAAUUGAAAUGUGUUUAUCCCACUCCUGGCUAAAACAGCCAUAUUUUUUGAGAUCUGGGAAGUUUGCCCAAUCAUAUACCCAUGACAAUUAGACUUUAAACAUAGCCUUAAAUGUAAAAUAGUCAUUAUUUUUCUCUUCUCUUUUAAGUACCUAAAAGUGGACCUAAUAUUACACAGAUUAAUGCAACCAGCUCAACUUCAAUCGCCGUUACAUGGGGCGAGGUACCUGCAGAGGAUACCAAUGGAAAUAUAACUCACUACUUUGUAUGUUAUAAAGUUCAAACAACUUCAAAUAAUAAUUGUUCGAAUAUGACACGAGUUGACGGUGUUAAUAACAGGAGCACUGUAUUAAAUAACUUGAACGAGUUUACCACCUACAUUGUCGCUAUUAAAGCUGCUACGUCAAAGGGACCUGGACCACCUGGGCUGACGAAAAGCGCAAGAACAUCCGAAGAUGGUCAGUACGGACUGAGUAUAUAAUUCAUAAUCCCUGCUACGCACAGGCGCCGUUGUUAAAUUGUUUAAUACAUGACUACCACAGACAUAUAUGUAUGCAUGCUGCAAGCCCUCGCAUAUAUUUUCCAAACUUUUAUUUAACAUGCGUGCAGUAUCAGUAAUCGCCGAUCACUAAACGCGUAGGCUAGCUUGUUAUGUUGCACGAUGGUACGAUAUUUUUUUAAUUUUUGAAAAUAUAUAUCUGUUCGUAAGAAUGGUAAAAUAGUUGAUUAUUAAAACUGUACUUUCAACUAUAUACAACAAUCAAUCGGAGAAAUAUAUUCUGUAGGUAUGUUAUUUUGUAUUUUGUCGGCUAUAUAUGAUUGAAUGUAAACUUUAAUCUGAAACGCUUCGUAAAUAAAAUUCAGGAAACUGCUUUUUCCUAUAAACAAUUGCGUAUAGCCAGCCCGAUAAUUAGCCCCGCUAUAUUCAAAUUCAAAGUUAUUACACCAUUAUUCUUUUCUUUUCAAAUUGAUUCUUUCCACAAUCAAUAUACACGAAAACAUUGGGAUAUAGCGGGAAUAAAUCGUCGGGCUAUACAUGGCUAAGCUACUGUCUUUAAACUAUUUCGAAUUAUUUUAGUAACAGAAAAUAAGUUCAAAUUAUUGAUUGAUUUCAGUAAUUUGUCGCGUUUUUUUUCUAAAUCUGAACCGGGUUAUUUUACAGCAAAAUUGAAAACGAAAUCAGUGCUAUCUUAAAAUAGAUACUGAUGCCCAGCAGAAAAUACGUAAAAGAGCCAUAACAAAAAUAAAAUUGAAAAUAUUUAUUAGAUAGCUAACGUUUCGUCGUUAACUUAAGACAUCUUCAGAGCAAUGAGAUAUAAAGCGGAAAACACAGAAAUAUGAAUAAAUUACAACAAUUUACCAGAAAUUAUAUUACAAAUGUAUAAAGAAGAGCGGAUCAGAGUAAAAGUAGAGGAACCAAACUGCCUUGUAAGUUGAGACAGGGGUUGAGUUUGUUAAUGAGAAUUAGACUUUCUCGAAUGAGGAGUUCGUCUGGAGUGGAGCAACAAGAAAUAAUCUUAAAGUCAUUAAGAGAAGCGGAGUGACCAGUAAGAUUAUUUCUUGUUGCUCUUCUCUAGACGAACUUCUCAUUCGAGAAAGUCUUCUCAUUAACAAACUCAAACCCUCUCUCAACUAACAAGGCAAUUCGGUCCCUCUACUUCUCCUCUGAUCCACUCUUCUUUCUACUUUUGUAAUAUAAUAUCUUGUAAAUAGUUGUAAUUUAUUCAUAUUGGUAUGGUUUCCGCUUUGUAUCUCAUUGCUCUGAAGAUGUCAAAAAUUAAAGACGAGACGUUAGCUUUCUAACAAAUUUUUAAAAUUUAUUUUUGUUCUGGCUCUGUUACAUAUUUUCUGCUGGGCAUUAAUAUUUAUCUUAAGAUUACGAUUUCCGCCUGGUUCAUCUAUCGUAAGUAUUUUGAAAUCAGAUUAUGUUGGGUGCGAUAGGUGAAAGCAAAAAAAUUGAUAAAAUAUUUACGUUCAAAACAAACUUGUCCUAUAUUUCGCGAUUGCACUUAGUUUAUCAAUUCUUUUUAUUUCUCGAAAAGAAAUUUCGGAAAGGCGAUUUUCAUCAAUUGAAGAUCGAAAUAGUGGUUAUCGCACUCCUGGCAAACAGUCAUGUUUUCUAGAUCGUUGACGCAGUUCGCCCGAAUACACAAAGGACGAGACUUUUGACUCUGCUAUAAAGGAUCGUAACUUUUGUUUUCUCUUUUAAGUUCCUAAAAGUGGACCUAAUAUUACACAGAUUAAUGUCACCAGUUCAACUUCAAUCGCCGUUACAUGGGGAGAGGUACCUGCAGAGGAUACCAAUGGAAAUAUAACUCACUACUUUGUAUGUUAUCAAGUUCAAACAACUUCAAAUAAUAAUUGUUCGAAUAUGAAACGAGUUGACGGUGUUAAUAAUAGGAGCACUGUAUUAAAUAAUUUGAACGAGUUUACCACCUACGUUGUCGCUGUUAAAGCUGCUACGUCAAAGGGAGCUGGACAACCUGGGCUGACGAAAAGCGCAAGAACAUGCGAAGAUGGUAAGUACGAACUGAGUGUAUAAUUUACAUAAAGUCAAUUCGUGCGGGGUACAUGUGUCGUUUGCUAAAUUAUCACAAACACAUGCAUUUGCAGCAAUCAUUCGUAUAUAUUUUCCAAACAUUGGUAUAACACGAAGUAUUGGUAGUUGCCCAGCGUUGAACGUAAAGGCUCGUUUUGUGGUAUGAUGUCACGAUGUUUUCAAUUUACUAAAAAAUAUGUUUUUUUGUAAAAAUGGCAAAUAUAGUCGAAAGGUUAUUACUUUUAACUAUAUACAAUAAUCCAGUGGCGAAGCUGAGGGUAUUUGACUAGUCAUGCUCUAAGACUCGCACAGGCUAGGUCCAGGGGCAUGCACCCCCGGGAACAUUUUGAUUUUCGAAGUCUGGAAUGGCCAUUUCCUGCGAUUUCAGGGUGAAAUUCAUGCAAAGAGAGCAACAAAAAAGUGUGAUAUAAAGAGGAAAAUUCUUAAUACUUUUUGUUUUUGAAAUUUGUAUUUCCACAAAAUUUAAUUUUGCUUCACUAUAUAUAGUUCAACUUAACUGAAAAUGUCGCUCAAUAUAGCCAAUAUUGGCAGAAGAAAGAGGAGAAUAUUGUAUGUGUAUAUUUUAAUACCCUUCUGUAAUACGAUCUUUCAUUUGGAAUUGCGUAAGGGGUUGGAUUGCGAAAGGUCAACUGUAGUAUACUAUAGUAUAGUGUCUACAAGGACCUUGUAAAUCUGAAGCAGAAACCUAAUGUUGAAACUUGAAAGAUACUUUGUUUAGAUAUUUGGUAUAUCUGUAAACCUCCAAUUAUAUAAGCACUCAUGAAUAAAGCAAAUGAACUGGUAGUAAAUAUAUUUAUAUAUCAAUAGGAAAGGUCUUCACAAAUCUUGUUUAUAUUCGCCAUUUAUAUAUACAGUAGAAUAAACAAUCGAGUCUGUUCACAUGCAUUUCGUGAGCUAAAAUAUCUUGUUAGAAGCCAGAAAUAUUCUAUCCAAAUCAACAUGGCCUUCCUAUGAUUCACUCGAUUGACGUUGGUCAAUUUCCAUAGAUACAUAACCAAGAUCACUUGAAUAAAUCUCGACAGAAUUGCUGAAUAAUUUACGGCAUUUAACUCGGUCGUGCUUUCGAAGAUGAGCACGACCAGAAGACAAAAUUCGGCGAGAUACGCAUGCGCGAGGAGCAAUUUAGCCAAUAGAAUGCGUUGGAAUUUAUAAUUUAGUCGUGCUCGCCUGACGAGAGCACGACUAACGGGCGGAUUACCCAUUAGUCGUGCUAUUAACCCGCAGUCGGGUGAAACUACGCAAUCAUACCUUCAAUUGGUUUAAAAUCAUGGCAAAAUCACCGUAUUUGAAAGGAUUUCGCACUUAAUAGAUGACGCAAGUGUACGAUGAAUCAUUUUUAAAAUUUUGGGGGAAUUUUUUUGUAAGACUAUAAAAUUAUUUUCUUUGAAAAAUUUUUACUCGUGCUCAGCACGACCAGCACGACCUCUAGCUUCGCCACUGCAAUAAUCAAUUUCGGAAAUAUGUUCUUUAGGUAUGUCAUUUUGUAGUUUUUGUGUUUUGAUUGAAGGUAAAAUUUAAGCAGAGAAGCUUCGUGUAAGUAGUACAACUCGUGCAGUAAAGUGCUUUUGGCAACAAAUUGUUUUGAAUUAUCUUAAUAAUAUAAAAUAAGCUCAAAUUGUGGUUUGAUUUGAGUGAUUACUUAAGUUUUUUCUUAAACUAAACGGAGUAAUUUUACAGCUACAUUGAAAUUAAGGAAAGCAGCGCAUAUUUUACCGGAAAGGUGAAAGAAACAAAAUUCGCAAACAUUUAGAUUCAAAGCAUGACUUGUCUUAUGAUUCUCGAUUGCAAUUAUUAUCUCAAAUCUUCUAAUAUACUUUUUGGAAAAGAAAAUUGCUGGAAAGCUGCGUGUGUGAAACUGUUUUCAUCGCUUGAUAAUUGAAAUGUGUUUAUCCCACUCCUGGCUAAAACAGCCAUAUUUUUUGAGAUCUGGGAAGUUUGCCCAAUCAUAUACCCAUGACAAUUAGACUUUAAACAUAGCCUUAAAUGUAAAAUAGUCAUUAUUUUUCUCUUCUCUUUUAAGUACCUAAAAGUGGACCUAAUAUUACACAGAUUAAUGCAACCAGCUCAACUUCAAUCGCCGUUACAUGGGGCGAGGUACCUGCAGAGGAUACCAAUGGAAAUAUAACUCACUACUUUGUAUGUUAUAAAGUUCAAACAACUUCAAAUAAUAAUUGUUCGAAUAUGAAACGAGUUGACGGUGUUAAUAACAGGAGCAUUGUAUUAAAUAACUUGAACGAGUUUACCACCUACGUUGUCGCUAUUAAAGCUGCUACGUCAAAGGGAGCUGGACCACCUGGGCUGACGAAAAGCGGAAGAACAUCCGAAGAUGGUAAGUACUAACUGAAUGUAUAAUUUACAAUUCGUGCGGGGUACAUGUGUCGUUUGCUAAAUUAUCACAAACACAUGGAUAUGCAGUAAUCCUUCGUAUAUAUUUUCCAAACAUUGGUAUAACACGAAGUCUUGGUAUAGUUGCCCAGCAUUGAACGUAUAGGCUCGUUUUGUGUUAUGAUGUCACGAUGUUUUCAAUUUACUGAAAGAUAUGUUUUUUUGUAAAAUGGCAAAUAUAGUGGAAAGGUUAUCACUUUUAACUAUAUACAACAAUCAAUUUCGGAAAUAUAUUCUUUAGGUAUGUCAUUUUGUAGUUUUUGUGUUUUGAUUGCAGGUAAAAUUUAAGCAGAGAAGCUUCGUGUAAGUAGUACAACUCGUGCAGUAGGUUCUCGAAAAUGGCGGUAAACCGUUAAUCAAAUUACUGGUAGAGGAUCUAGGUCGGAAAAUAUUAGUAAUGUUAUCGAUCCAGAAAUUAUGAAUGCUUACUUCCAAGGUAUAAACACUGAUAAUGAGUACGUGAGACCUGAUCCAUUGACAAUCCCUGAAGGAACUCGAGUUCCAACUGUUGACAUCAAAACUGUUGAAAACUUUAUGAUGAGACAAAAACAAACAUCGCCUGGUCCGGAUGCUAUUCCGUAUUGGGUUUGGAGGGGUUUUGCCUGCUAUCUUGCACCAGUUCUGACAAAUGUAUUAAAUUCUUCUAUGAGACAGCAGCGUGUACCUAGUAUGUGGAAGCUAGCGAAUCUAAGCCCAUUACCUAAGGAAUCUCCGUUAACCGAAUGCGAUCAAUUGAGUCCAAUAUCGUUGACUAAUGUUAUUAUGCGACUCUUCGAAAGGAUCAUAUUUCAAGAAGAGAUUCGUCAUCCCUCAAAAUUGUAUAUUGAUAAGAACCAGUAUGCUUAUAGGGAAAACUCGAACACUACUGCAGCUCUGAUAAAGUGCCAGCAUCAUUGGCUAAAAUGGUUAGACGAUAAGGCUAACUUCAUUCGGGUAAUAUCCUUCGAUUUCAGUAAAGCGUUUGAUAGCGUCCCCCACGAUAUUUUAACACAGAAAUUGAAAUCAACAAAUCUUAAUCCAUAUAUUAUCAAUUGGCUCAUUAAUUUUAUAUCGUGUAGGAAACAGAUAGUUACUGUAGAUGGAACUGUUACCAAUUUUGUUAAUAUCAACAAAGGAGUACCUCAAGGUACAGUUCUUGGCCCUUCUUAUUUUCGUUAAUGGUCAACGACAUUGAAGCCAAACAUCCACAAAGGAACAAUUUGGUCGAGUUUGCAGAUGAUUUAACAGUGAGUGUUCCUGUCACAUCGUCUGGUGACUCGGCUUUGAACUUUCGGCUAAAUGAACUUACUAAAUUGUUCGAUUCAUUGAUUCUGUCGUUAUUUUACUAUGCAAUUGAAGUAUGGGGAUCGGCUUUGCAAGCGAAAUACAUUGAUAAAUUCAACAAGUUUCUCAAUCGUGCUUUCCGAUAUGGAUACACUCAGAAUAAAUAUUCAAUGGCCAAGAUGAUUGAGGAGAGGGAUCGAUUAUUGUUCAAUAAGGUCAUGCACAAUCCUGAACAUUGCCUAUAUGAGUUGUUACCGGAAGAACGUCGACGACCUUUAAGAGAACGCGAUCAUCAACUUAUGUUACCAAAAGUUUACACAGAAUGUUUUAAACAAUCAGUUUUGAACAAGUGUCUUUUUAACGACUUUUAGUUUUAAAAUUUUGUUAUAUACGAUAUAUAAUAUUAACUAUAAUGCAUGUAAAUAAUUUAAUUUAGAAAUAAUACUAAAUUUGUAAAUAAUCUAAUUAACAUUUCUCAUAUGCACUGAACGUUUUAAUAAUUACUAUAUAUAUUUAUAUAUAUCUUAUAUGCACUGUAAAGAUGCACGUUUGUUGCAACUUCAAUUUUUAAUAAAGACGUAUAAUAGUAAAGUGCUUUUGGCGACAAAUUGUUUUGAAUUAUCUUAAUAAAACAAGACAAGCUCAAAUUGUUCUUUGAUUUGAGUAAUUACUUACGUUUUUUCUUAAACUAAACGGAGUAAUUUUACAGCUACAUUGAAAGCAGCGCAUAUUUUACGCGAAAGGUGAAAGAAACAAAAUUCGCAAACAUUUAGAUUCAAAGCAUGACUAGUCUUAUAAUUCUCGAUUGCAAUUAUUAUCUCAAUUCUUCUUAUAUACUUCUCGAAAAGAAAAUUGCUUGAAAGCUCCGUGUGUGAAACGAUUUUCAUCGAUUGAAAAUUGAAAUGUGUUUAUCCCACUCCUGGCUAAAACAGCCAUAUUUUUUGAGAUCUGGGAAGUUUGCCCAAUCAUAUACCCAUGACAAUUAGACUUUAAACAUAGCCUUAAAUGUAAAAUGGUCAUAAUUUUUCUCUUCUCUUUUAAGUACCUAAAAGUGGACCUAAUAUUACACAUAUUAAUGCAACCAGCUCAACUUCAAUCGCCGUUAGAUGGGGCGAGGUACCUGCAGAGGAUACCAAUGGAAAUAUAACUCACUACUUUGUAUGUUAUAAAGUUCACACAACUUCAAAUAAUAAUUGUUCGAAUAUGACCCGAGUUGACGGUGUUAAUAACAGGAGCACUGUAUUAAAUAAUUUGAACGUGUUUACCACCUACGUUGUCGCUGUUAAAGCUGCUACGUCAAAGGGAGCUGGACCAGCUGGGCUGACGAAAAUCGCAAGAACAUCCGAAGAUGGUCAGUACGAACUGAGUGUAUAAUUCAUAAUCCCUGCUACGCACAGGCGCCGUUGUUAAAUUGUUUAAUACAUGACUACCACAGACAUAUAUGUAUGCAUGCUGCAAGCCCUCGCAUAUAUUUUCCAAACUUUUAUUUAACAUGCGUGCAGUAUCAGUAAUCGCCGAUCACUAAACGCGUAGGCUAGCUUGUUAUGUUGCACGAUGGCACGAUAUUUUUUUAAUUUUUGAAAAUAUAUAUCUUUUCGGAAGAAUGGCAAAAUAGUUGAUUAUUAAAACUGUACUUUCAACUAUAUACAACAAUCAAUCGGAGAAAUAUAUUCUGUAGGCAUGUUAUUUUGUAUUUUGUCGGCUAUAUAUGAUUGAAUGUAAACUUUAAUCUGAAACGCUUCGUAAAUAAAAUUCAGUAAACUGCUUUUUCCUAUAAACAAUUGCGUAUAGCCAGCCCGAUAAUUAGCCCCGCUAUAUGCAAAUUCAAAGUUAUUACACCAUUAUUCUUUUCUUUUGAAAUUGAUUUUUUCCGCAAUCAAUAUACACGAAAAGAUUGGGAUAUAGCGGGAAUAAAUCGUCCGGCUACAUGGCUAAGCUACUGUCUUUAAACUAUUUCGAAUAAUUUUAGUAAAAGAAAAUAAGUUCAAGUUAUUGAUUGAUUUCAGUAAUUUGUUCCGUUUUUUUCUAAAUCUGAACCGCGUUAUUUCACAGCAAAAUUGAAAACGAAAUCAGUGCUAUCUUAAAAUAGAUACUGAUGCCCAGCAGAAAAUACGUAAGAGAGCCAUAACAAAAAUAAAAUUUAAAAUAUUUAUUAGAAAGCUAACGUUUCGUCUUUAACGUAAAACAUCUUCAGAGCAAUGAGAUACAAAGCGGAAAACACAGAAAUAUGAAUAAAUUACAACAACUUACAAGAAAUUAUAUUACCAAAGUAUAAAGAGGAGUGGAUUAGAGUAGAUGUAGAGGGACCAAACUGCCUUGUAAGUUGAGACAGGGUUUGAGUUUGUUAAUGAGAAGACUUUCUCGAAUGAGGAGUUUGUCUAGAGGAGAGCAACAAAAAAUAAUCUUAAAGUCAUUAGGAGAAGCGGAGUGACCAGUAAGAUUUUUUCUUGUUGCUCUUCUCUAGACGAACUUCUCAUUCGAGAAAAUCUUCUCAUUAACAAGCUCAAACCCUUUCUCAACUUACAAGGCAGUUCGGUCCCUCUACUUCCACUCUGAUUGAUCACUCCUCUUUCUACUUUUGUAAUAUAAUAUCUUGUAAAUAGUUGUAAUUUAUUCAUAUUGCUGUGGUUUCCGAUUUGUAUCUCAUUGCUCUGAAGAUGUCAAAAGUCAAAGACGAGACGUUAGCUUUCUAACAAAUUUUUAAACUUUAUUUUUGUUCUGGCUCUUUUACGUAUUUUCUGCUGGGCAUUAAUAUUUAUCUUAAGAUUACGAUUUGCGCCUGGUUCAUCUAUCGUAAGUAUUUGAAAUCAAUUUAUAUUGGAUGCGAUAGGUCAAAGCGAAAACAUUGAUAAAAUAUUUACCUUGCUUCAAAACAAACUUGUCCUAUAUUUCGCGAUCGCACUUAGUUUAUCAAUUCUUUUUACUUCUCAAAAAGAAAUUUCGGAAAGGCGAUUUUCAUCAAUUGAAAAUUGAAAUAGUGGUUAUCGCACUCCUGGCAAACAGUCAUGUUUUCUAGAUCUUUGACGCAGUUCGCCCGUAUACACAAAUGACGAGGCUUUUGACUUUGCUAUAAGGGAUCAUAACUUUUCUUUUCUCUUUUAAGUUCCUAAAAGUGGACCUAAUAUUACACAGAUUAAUGUCACCAGUUCAACUUCAAUCGCCGUUACAUGGGGAGAGGUACCUGCAGAGGAUACCAAUGGAAAUAUAACUCACUACUUUGUAUGUUAUAAAGUUCCAACAUCUUCAAAUAAUAAUUGUUCGAAUAUAAAACGAGUUGACGGUGUUAAUAACAGGAGCACUGUAUUAAAUAACUUGAACGAGUUUACCACCUACGUUGUCGCUAUUAAAGCUGCUACGUCAAAGGGAGCUGGACCACCUGGGCUGACGAAAAGCGCAAGAACAUCCGAAGAUGGUAAGUACUAA